This is a messenger RNA of Brugia pahangi, 309 nucleotides long. Lineage: Eukaryota; Metazoa; Nematoda; Chromadorea; Rhabditida; Onchocercidae. The record is from the annotation of a GenBank genome assembly.
AUGAUCCUCUUGGACGAGGUGCAGACAAGGCUGGAUGAAUUGGAAGGACGAAAUGCCCAGGGAGAAAUGGAGGAAGACGCCGCACCUCAGGAGCCAGAAUUUGAUGAAGAGACAGAAUCGGACCCUCUGCCAAACGAUGGAGAUGGAGAACCUGAGGUACAAGUGGCACCAAUGGAGAUCAGUGAACUCGUUCUAAGGACGAAGACGGUCCUCGCAAUUCAGGAAGCUUUGGCUACGGCGACACCGGAUGAGUUUCACUUAGGGGAUUUCCGGAGUAGCUCCGAAGGAAGUUGCAAAUGCCGCAGGUAG